AUGGUUUCUGAGCCGCUCAGCAGUGACGGUUUAUUUAAACUCCCAGAAUUCAGCGCGGCUGUGGCCUGGCUGAGGGAGAAGACCUGGCUUGAGUUGUUUCUGGUUGCUAGGCGACGUGAAGGAUUCCGGUCGCCCGUUAUCCAGAGAGCCGGUGUGAGGAGGAAGAUGAGCGCGGGCGCAGCGCACAAUCCUGACCGGCGGAUCCUGGAGUUGGCGUCUAAGCUGACGGAGAGCAGUCACGACUCAGACCCAGUCCUGCUGCUGACCCUUAGAGAUAUCCUGCAGAGUGCGGCGCCUGGAAGUAAAUCUCUGCAGAACCUCAAGGAGGAUUCUUAUAGCUACGGCCUGGUCCAGUACUGCGUCCUGGUUCUGAAGCAGGAUUACAGCCGGGUGGAUGGCAGGUGGACGACGGCCGCUGCUCUGGCUGAUGUCCUGAGUAAGUGCUGCGUUGGUCUGGAUCCCAAGAACGACGCUGAUGAAUUCUACUCGAAGUUGCUGCCCUCCGCUGCCGUGAACAUGUUAGUGCUGGGAAGAAGGAUCCAAGCGAGAUACGUGCGCUCGGUCAAGGAUGAAAAAAGCGGAGAGCUGCUGCGGUGUUUCCGUCUGGUGAUGGACUCUUUGUGUUGGUUGUUCAGCGGUCACGUACAACUGGUGGAGCUCGUUUGGAGACAGGAGCAUUUCCUGCAGCUACUGAUGACCGAUGAUGUGGAGAGCGGCACGGCCGUCAUGUCUGUACUGCAGGCCAUUCUGCGCGCUAACAGCUCCGUCCUCCACCAGAUUCCAGAAGAGACUUUGCAUCCAAUUCUAGAUGAACUGGUUUACAAACUUUCUGCCUCAUCCAAUCCAGUCACCGGCAGCUCUGCAACUCGGUCGCUGCUUCUCAUGGUGGAGUCCAAUCCUCAACUAGUGCGAAUAGUGGGCACUCGAUAUAAAGGCCUCAGAUCUCUCUUGAGCAAGCAAUGGACUGGGAAAGGCUUUGGCCGUGAGCUCAGCCGACUCCUGGACAUUCUGUAUUCCAGCACUUACCAGCAGGAGGAGCUGCAGAGACUGCACCGCGCUGCCUGCGUCAUUCAGGCCGUGUGGAGGGGAUUUCGGAUUCGGAGGAGGAUACGGAAGUUACCUGGGGCUGUGACGUCUUUACAGAGGAGCUUCAGAUCCAAACGUGACCAAGAAAUGAAGCAACAGAAGAGACAGAGAGAAGAGGAGGAUCUGAGGGAGCGGAUGAAGCUGCAGAGACUGCGCGCGAUGAGGGAGUUCAGAGAGAAGCAGCUGACGCUGCUGGAGAUCGUCCACGCGGGACAAAUGGACAAACACAUCCAGGAAACCCAGGAGCGGUCGGCAAUGAUGAUACAGAAGCUCUGGAGGGGGUACAGAGAGAGAAGACAAUUCCUGCGGCAGAAACAAAUCCUCAAACAGUACAAGGCGGCGGUCAUCAUCCAGAGGGCGGCAAUGAGACUGUUAAAGAAGCGGAGACUGAUCCGGGAAUCUUUAUCGCCUUGGAAAAAACACCAAGAUCUCCCGGAUGAGGAAAAGCUGAGGCUGCAGCAGAAAGUGGACGCUCGCCUCCAGCUCCACCCGGCCCAGCAGAUGUCACUAGAGCAGAGCCAGGACCUGCACAAGAAGGUGCAGGACAGACUGGGCCAAUUCCUACUGACCAGAAAGCAGCAGCAACGAUGCGAGCAACGCAGGGAGGCGCUAUUGGCCCACAUCAACACUGACAUCGGCAUGCUCAUGGGUGCCCCGAGUCUUAAAGACGCAACCGAGAAAGACGUGGACCUCUUCACCAGCAGAUCCGUCCCCGUCGCCCUCAAAGCCAAGCAGUGUCACAGCACCAUGCUGAAGCGGAGCCGCUGGCCCUGGUGGAAGAAGCUGAGCGAUGAAUUUGUGGAGGAAAAUGAUUCUAUUCGGGGCGACAUCCCUGACCUGGAGCACGGCAUCAUAUUCAUGGCUGGAAGCAAACAACCGUAAUUCAGCCCGAAGGCCAUAACCUCCCGAUCCCGCUGACUGACUGACUGACACAACCGCACUGUUUACAUACCUUCAGAUCCCAUGACUGGUUCUUAAACGGUUAAACGCGUCUCGUCUUUGAAGAUGUUCACCGCGUGUCCUCUAUGACUCGUCUUCGCCCGUCGCUGCGUAUAACCAUGUCCGUAACGUGUAAUCUUCCUGUUUCCGCAGAGCAGUAAAGUCACUCGUUCCGGAGACGUGUCGCCGGUCCCCAGUCAUGUGACCACACGUGAGCGUAGGCUGAUAUGUAGAUAUCGUAUGUACAUUUGUGUAUGGUUUGUAAUUACCCGUUAGGAUUUUUCUAACUUAUUUUUUUUUCCACUCAUAAUUAAACCGUAAUAAAUAUGGUAUAAAUAUUUCUUUAACAUACGCAAGUUGGCUUUGUUGUCACUUAA
Messenger RNA from Hyla sarda, 2402 nucleotides. It is a transcript of the gene IQCB1, whose product is annotated as IQ motif containing B1. The record is from RefSeq and is a predicted model, not a curated record. Bases 1 to 1968 code for a protein of 655 amino acids. Gene Ontology annotation, molecular function: calmodulin binding. NCBI's taxonomy places the organism in Eukaryota, Metazoa, Chordata, Amphibia, Anura, Hylidae. The transcript has 14 exons. Gene Ontology annotation, biological process: cilium assembly. Gene Ontology annotation, cellular component: cilium.